GUUGUUCUGGAGCGAACGUAAAAUAACCAAGGCUCGGGAAUGGUUCCAUCGGACCGUGAAGAUCGAUUCGGACUUGGGAGAUGCCUGGGCGUUCUUUUAUAAAUUUGAGCUUCAGCACGGCACCGAGGAACAGCAGGAAGAGGCGAGGAAGCGUUGCGAGAACGCCGAGCCGCGGCACGGGGAGCUCUGGUGCGAGGUCUCCAAGGACAUCAGCAAUUGGCAGAGCAAGAUUGGCGAGAUCCUGCUGCUAGUGGCCGCCAAGAUCAAGAACACCUUCUAGGAAGAGGAGAGCCGCGGGAUCAAAGGAGGCCUUGGGCCAAAAGGACCCUUCUUGGCUCUCCCCUCCUGCCCACAGCAUCGGCCGAGAGAGAGAGCUGGGUAGCCUAUUUGCCCCAGGCCAUGUGCCACCCUGACAGCUGGACAACAGACUGCCUGGGAAAUGUUUUGUAUAGCAGCUUCGCCCUUCUUGAGAGCGAACACCAGGAACUCAAUGGUCCCAGCUGACAGGCAGAUGUUUCCCCUGCUGUCUGAAGUCCCCAGAUGUUUGUUUGUUUUUCUCCCAAUUCCUUUGAAAAGCUUCUGGCCGGUGGGCCCUCCCAGGGACCCAGAAUGUUUUCUAAUAUUCAGCUUGCCUACUUAAAUUCACAGUCUGCUUCUCCCCUCCUCCUCCUCUCCCUCCUCCUCCUCCUCUUCUUCUUCCCCCCUCCUGUUCUUCCUCCUCCGCCU
Thamnophis sirtalis is the source of this 726-nucleotide messenger RNA. The record is from RefSeq and is a predicted model, not a curated record. NCBI's taxonomy places the organism in Eukaryota, Metazoa, Chordata, Lepidosauria, Squamata, Natricidae.